Molecule: messenger RNA, 2884 nt
Organism: Trachemys scripta elegans
Lineage: Eukaryota; Metazoa; Chordata; Testudines; Emydidae
Gene: MUTYH
Product: mutY DNA glycosylase
Exons: 17
Coding region: 131-1768 (545 amino acids)
Biological process (GO): base-excision repair; mismatch repair
Cellular component (GO): nucleus
Molecular function (GO): adenine/guanine mispair binding; purine-specific mismatch base pair DNA N-glycosylase activity; oxidized purine DNA binding
Source: RefSeq, a predicted model, not a curated record
CCCAACAACACGGGCGGCGCUGAGCGCGAGUCUCGCUCUGAUUGGCUCCUGCGCGCCCGGGCCCGAGCUCUGAUUGGGCCGCGCGAGAGCGAAGCAGGUUCCCGGGAGAGCUGGGCGCGCGGGCCUGGCGAUGAGUAAACUCCGGGCAGCAGCUCGCAGCGGGCGGGGACUCCGGCAGGGUGCAGGGGAAGUGAGGAAAUCCCCAAGGAGGUGCAGGGAGAAUGUAUCAUCCCAUAAAGGUAUGCUUCCUCCAGUGUCUGCAUACCAUCUCUUCAGCCACCUGGCAGAAAUCGAGGCCUUUCGGAAGAAUUUGCUUGCCUGGUAUGAUAAAUGCAAGCGUGACCUUCCCUGGAGGAAAUUGGCUGCAAGCGAAUCAGAUACUAACAGAAGAGCGUAUGCAGUGUGGGUGUCGGAGAUCAUGCUCCAGCAGACGCAGGUGGCUAUGGUGAUUGACUAUUACAACAGGUGGAUGCAGAAAUGGCCGACGCUGCAGGCACUUGCCAAAGCUUCCCUGGAGGACGUGAAUGAGCUGUGGGCAGGACUUGGCUACUACUCUCGAGGGAAGCGGCUGCAGGAAGCCGCACAGAAGGUGGUUUCCGAGCUGGCAGGUCAGAUGCCCGCGACGGCCGAGGAGCUGCAGAGGCUGCUGCCAGGAGUGGGGAGAUACACAGCGGGAGCCAUCGCCUCCAUCUCCUACGGGCAGGCGACGGGAGUGGUGGACGGGAACGUGAUCCGAGUCCUGUGCCGAGUCCGAUGCAUCGGCGCCGAGUCCAGCAGCCCGGCUGUCACCGACAGACUCUGGGAUUUGGCCAAUGCUCUGGUCGAUCCAGCCCGGCCAGGGGACUUUAACCAAGCCAUGAUGGAGCUGGGAGCUACCGUGUGCACCCCCAGGGCCCCGCUGUGCAUGGAGUGUCCUGUGAAGCCCCACUGUAGGGCGCGUUGCCGGGUGGAGAAGGAGCUGGAAUUCGCCUCCAAGAGGCUGCUGGGAAAAGCCGCCUCCAGUUGCUCCCAGGCACCUGACAUCGAGGAGUGUGCCGCCGCCACCGCAGGGAGCUGCUCCUUGUGCCCCCCUGCCACGGAGCCCUGGGACAGCAGCCUCGGCGUGGCCAACUUCCCCAGGAGAGCCGCCAAGAAGCAGCCCCGGGCGGAGCGGACUGCCACGUGUGUGCUGGAGAGGAGAGGCCCCCGGGGAGAACCAGAGUACCUGAUCGUGCAGAGACCCAGCUCCGGCUUGCUGGCGGGGCUCUGGGAGUUUCCCAGCCUGGCCUUGGGGCCAGGGCUGAAGGAGAAGGAGAAGCAGCAGAGGGAGGCGCUGUUGGCUCAUGUUCAGGCCUGGGCAGGAGAAGCCGUGGCCAGAGGACGCCUGCGGCAUGUCGGAGAGGUUGGCCACGUCUUCUCCCACAUUCACCAGACGUACGUGGUCUAUUCGCUGCUCCUGGGCGGGGACCCCGAGGCAGCCUCGGGCGGGCGGGACGAGGAGCUGGAGCGGCCAGCGUUCCGGUGGGUGACGCAGGCCGAGUUCCAGAAAUCGGCCGUCUCCACUGCUAUGAAGAAGGUCUGGAAGGCGUGCGAGCGGCAGAGCUGCGAAGAGAGGGGGCCUGGCCAGGGCUGCAAGCGGAAACGGGGCACCGAUCCCUCGCGCGCUGGCCAGCAGAAACGGGGCGCUGAUCCCUCGCGCGCCGGCCAGCGGAAGGUGGAAGCAGACGGCAGCCUUCCCCCGAGGCAGCUCUCCCUCGACGCCUUUCUCAAGGCCCCCGCUGGGGAAUGACCGCGGCCUCCUGCUCCGACCGGACCCGCUCGGACCGCACCCAACGCAUUGCCCAUCUCCUCCCAGCAGCCUCGUCCCGCUGCUCCUGGAACACGGAGGAUCCUGAGACCCAGCGGACCCGGAGGGUGACGUCGGACGCUGUGUUAGGCCGCGGGGCGGUUUGCUGCUGGCCCUGCCUUGUACGCCGGCUCCUUUUCCGCCUGCUUUUAGUCACUCACAGCUGAGGUUUUAAUAAAUCUGAACUUUUUCUACAAGCUUUUAAAAGUGGAUUUUGGCUCCAUUUCAUUGUAGCCACCUGAAAACACGCUCCGGCCGCGCCGCGAAAGGGGAUGCGAAUGGCACGAAGGGCCUGGCCCCAGCUGCCAGGCAGAGGUCACUGGGCAACCGCUGGAGCUAUGGUGCAGGACAUGUGGCAUCUGCUGUGAGCAGUGGGGAAGGAGCUUUGUGUGCCCUGAGUGCCACACGAUCACCCAGCGGCUCCAUCCCACCUAUGGGCAGCCUGCCUGGUGUGGAGCGGAUCAGCAAAAACCGACCUGCGGUGGCACCCACUGGCAAACGGCAGAACUGCAGGAAUUCUCUGCUGAACGCAUUUAACUCAAACCGGGCAACGUUUUGGGGCCAAAUGGUUUCCUCACCAAAAAAAGCCGUGUGGGUCGACCUGAUCUGCUUUGGAAGUGGGUCAAGCUGAAUCAGCGUAUCCAGGCAGAGAGCUAGGCCUUAGUCCAGUCAAUUUCCCGUCUAGACAAGUCCCUCAGUGAAAACCCCCAGUCCCCCUCCCUGGGGGCUGUUAACAUGAGCACCUCUGCUGGUCCGCUGUGGGGGUGUAGCAGAGGUGGACUGGGUGGGAGCUGGGACUGACAUCAAAGAGAUCUGCAUAGGGCACCAGCAGCACCCCUGGGGACCCCCAGAAACGAACUCGGUGCUCAGACGCAGUGUGAACUCCGUGGCAAUCCCUGCCAAGCCGGCGGGCCGCCCUCUCCCAUGCUAGCCCCAGGGUGUCCUUCAGCCGCAGCCCCUCGGUGGCGCAUUGCAGGGCCCUGCGGUGGGGCUGAGCAGCGCAGACCUGGCUCUUUGCAGAAGCAACAGGACACGGAUCAGGAAAAUCAGUUCUCAGUU